Messenger RNA from Nezara viridula (southern green stink bug), 687 nucleotides. Lineage: Eukaryota; Metazoa; Arthropoda; Insecta; Hemiptera; Pentatomidae. The record is from the annotation of a GenBank genome assembly.
AUUGAUAAGUGAUAUCGCUCUAUUUACAAACCGCCAGAGUGACUCUAGAACUGAAGGAGUUGACAACUUGUUGAAUGUAUUAACUACUUAGUGUUUUUAUAUAUAUAUAUUUUUUACAUUAACAAAAUGGUCUUGUCCAAGUUACCAGUUCCAGUUAUCAAUGUCGUGGGAAAAUAUUUGAUGGAACUUUACAACAAUCCUAUCAGGACUAAAGCCAUUACCAGUUCCGUCAUUUCAGCACUUGGUAACUACACAUCUCAGGCAAUUACAGGAUGUGAAAUUAAUCAAAGGAGUAUAGGAGCUUUUGCAUUAUUUGGUUUAUUGUUUGGCGGAACAAUCCCACACUACUUUUACAUCAUAUUAGAACAAGCUUUUCCUGGUCCGAGUAAACUGACUGGACUUUUAAAAUUUAUGGUUGAAAGAUUCAUUUAUGCACCUCUAUACCAGAUGUUUUCUCUCUAUGUACUCGCUAGGUUUGAGGGCAAGAGUCAUGAAAGUGCAUAUAAACAGACCGCUAAGCUGUAUUGGACUGUACUGCAGGCUAAUUGGCAGUAUUUAUCCUGGAUUCAGCUAAUCAAUAUUAUUCUCGUUCCUUCCAUGUUCCGAGUGUUGGUAAUGAACAUGGUAGGUUUCUUUUGGAAUAUUUACCUUGCAAGUAAAAGAAGAGCAGAAAGUAAAUCUUACUGA